UCUUCAGAGAUAUUUACAGGGACAAAAGGAGCCAAAAGGUCCAACCGAAUGAAAAUGAGAACUACGCUACACAUACCAAAUAGAGUCCUCUUCCUCCUAGCAGCACUUCUUAUAAUCGAUAUGCUUAUGGCCUCCCGUAUCUCUCUCUCCCGCUCAAUCCACCCAAUCCUAAAACGUUCUCCUUAUUCCCAUCUUGGCCCCAAACAAUUCCCCAAAUCUCAUCCCUGCCCUCUCUGGUCCUCUUCUUUCUCCUUCUGCCUCCAAUCUUUCCAUAAAUCCACUACUUCCUCUUUCUUUCCUUCACUCUCUUCCUCUCCUUGCUAUGCUUCAUUCUCUUCACCUUCAGUAGCUACUCCUGAUGAUACUCUUCCCUCCAAUCCUCUCUUACAGGACUUUGAAUUCCCUCCCUUCGAUAUUGUUGAUGCUAAACAUGUUCGACCUGGGAUUCGUGCUCUGUUAAAGAAGCUUGAGAGUGAUUUGGACGAAUUGGAGAGAACAGUGGAACCAUCAUGGCCAAAGUUGGUGGAGCCAUUGGAAAAGAUUAUAGAUCAGUUGGUUGUUGCAUGGGGUGUGAUCAAUCAUCUUAAGUCUGUUAAGGAUACACCUGAACUACGUGCUGCAAUUGAAGAAGUUCAGCCAGAAAAGGUCAAGUUUCAGCUUAGGUUGGGACAAAGUAAACCAAUUUACAAUGCAUUUAAGGCCAUCCAAGAUUCUCGUCAAUGGCAGUCACUAAGCAAUGCUCAGAAACGUAUAGUGGAAUCCCAAAUAAAGGAGGCAGUUCUUAAUGGUGUUGCCCUUGAAGAUGACAAAAGGAAAGAAUUCAACAAAAUUCAACAGGAGUUGGAAAGGCUAUCUCAAAAGUUUGGGGAGAAUGUAUUGGAUGCCACAAAGAAAUUUGAAAAAUUCAUUACAGAUGAAAAAGAAAUUGAAGGGUUGCCUGCUACGGCACUUGCAUUGGCUGCACAGACAGCAGUAUCGAAGGGGCAUAAAGAAGCAACAGCUGAGAAUGGACCAUGGAUAAUUACAUUGGAUGCCCCUAGUUUUAUUUCUGUUAUGCAACAUGCUCAAAACCGUGAUUUGCGUGAAGAAUUCUAUCGUGCUUAUGUAACUCGUGCUUCAAGUGGUGAUCUAGAUAAUACACCAAUUAUUGACCAAAUAUUAAGGCUUAGGCAGGAAAAGGCUAAGCUUCUCAAUUACAUCAACUAUGCUGAGGUAAGCAUGGCAACAAAAAUGGCGACUGUUCAGAAGGCAGAAGAGCUCUUGGAAAAGCUACGCACAGCUUCCUGGGAUGCCGCAGUUCAAGAUAUGGAGGACCUUAAAAUUUUUGCCAAAAAUCAAAGUGCAAUAGAAGUGAAUGAUUUAAGUCAUUGGGACAUCAGCUUUUGGGCUGAGAGGCUUCGUGAGUCAAGAUACAAUAUCAAUGAGGAUGAAACUGCGCCUUAUUUCUCAUUGCCAAAGGUUAUGGAUGGCCUUUUCAACCUUGCAAACACACUUUUUGGAAUUGAUAUUGAACCAGCUGAUGGUUUAGCUCCUGUUUGGAACAAUGAUGUUAGAUUUUAUCGUGUUAAGGAUUGCUCUGGUAGUCCAAUUGCAUAUUUCUAUUUUGAUCCAUACUCUCGUCCAUCUGAGAAAAGAGGAGGGGCAUGGAUGGAUGAGGUUGUCAGUCGAAGUCUGGUUUUGUCAUGCAAUGGUACUGCUCCAAGGUUGCCUAUUGCCCACAUGGUAUGCAAUCAAACACCACCAGUUGGAGGAAAACCAAGCCUUAUGACAUUUAGGGAGGUUGAGACUGUCUUCCAUGAAUUUGGUCAUGCUCUUCAGCAUAUGCUAACCAAGCAGGAUGAAGGUCUUGUUGCUGGAAUUCGAGGAAUAGAGUGGGAUGCUGUUGAAUUGCCCUCACAGUUCAUGGAAAAUUGGUGUUAUCACAGGGAAACCUUGAUGGGCAUUGCAAAGCACUAUGUGACUGGAGAGACUCUCCCAGAAGAUGUGUAUUUGAAGCUCCUUGCUGCAAGGACUUUUCGUGCAGGUUCCCUUAGUCUUCGUCAGUUAAAAUUUGCAAGUUUAGACUUGGAGUUACACACAAGGUAUAUACCUGGUGGGUCAGAGACCAUCUUUGACGUUGACCAAAGGGUCUCUAAGAGGACACAAGUGAUCCCUCCGCUGCCUGAAGAUAGAUUCCUUUGUAGUUUUAGCCAUAUAUUUGCAGGUGGAUAUGCAGCUGGAUACUACAGUUAUAAGUGGGCGGAGGUACUCUCUGCAGAUGCUUUCUCAGCUUUCGAGGAUGCUGGAUUGGAUGACAGCAAGGCUGUCAAGGAAAUAGGACGCAAGUUCCGGGAGACCAUUCUUGCUCUUGGAGGUGGAAAAGCACCAUCAGAGGUUUUUGUAGAAUUCCGCGGACGGGAACCAUCACCAGAGGCCCUGCUUCGACAUAGUGGUUUAUCAUCAGUUACAGCCUCAGCAUAACUUAAUACUGUUCAUCUGUAUUCUCUCGGUGUAUAUCGAUUCUAAAUGAUAUUUGGGCAUGUUCAUUAGGCCUUCAAAUGCUGUGCACUGAUGAUCAUGGGCUAAAUUCAAAGAGAAUUGUUCAAUCCCUUGUUUGGUUCAAUUGGUAGAUUUUAAAUGUGCAAGAUCUUGAAAAUAACAACUAAUUGCUUUCCCCUUU
Molecule: messenger RNA, 2659 nt
Organism: Hevea brasiliensis (rubber tree)
Lineage: Eukaryota; Viridiplantae; Streptophyta; Magnoliopsida; Malpighiales; Euphorbiaceae
Product: probable cytosolic oligopeptidase A
Exons: 18
Coding region: 49-2460 (803 amino acids)
Biological process (GO): proteolysis; peptide metabolic process
Cellular component (GO): chloroplast
Molecular function (GO): metalloendopeptidase activity
Source: RefSeq, a predicted model, not a curated record